ACUACAACAUUACAAUGCAAUUUUGAAGUGACUGUGUAAUUGCAGAUUUUUUAUUUCUUUUGGUCAGCACUAAUUUUUUUUGGAAUUUCUCCUCCAUAGGAAACUUUCGUUAAAUUGGCAGGGGUGGGGAGAGGCAGAAUUAACGUCAACAUUUCUUAUGAAACAAAUUCCAAAUUUCAAUUGGCUUUAUUUUGUUGCAGUUCCACAAUAUAGGCAUGUUUUUGUUUUUUGCCUCACUCCAUCAGAGGCAUAACAACUGGGCAGUCCUGUGCUCUGAGAGGCAGCAGCACACAGGACAGCAACUGCAGCCUGGCUACCAGUAGUGGCCACUGUUUUGUGCCCCUCAAGUUGGCACCCAGAGCUAGUGCCCCACUUGCUCUCUCUUAGUUACACUACUGCGUUCCAUACAGCCUUGUCUACACACAAGGUUACAUUUAGAAAUAGGAUGUUUUAACUAACACAAUGUUAAAUAUGUAGCCAGGGAUAUUUUUGUAAAAAUACAAAACAUCGACUGGUCAGCCCUAGUCUUAGCCAUGAACAGCUAACCUGUGUUUAAACACUUUCUCUACUCUAAAUUCCUAUUGCUAAAGAAUCAAAUAGGUCUAACAUGUCCUGUUGUAGCUGUUGGCCCUUCUGGGAAUUCUAGUUCCUGACUAAUCUUCAGAAUGAAACACAUGACCAGGAGGAAUCAAGCAGUCAGGUGAUUGCUAACACAGAUUAUGAGAAGCAGCCUGAGCUCAGCUCAACAGAGCCUCAGAAUUUAGAAAAGACUCAGUAUGAGGUCUAAUGCAGGAGAGUAACGGUCUGAAAAAGACCCUUAUCACUGGGAAGCUUCUUGUGAAGAGAAGGCUAGGAUAGGAGCAAGCAAGAUGAGUGGAAAAUUGUGAGGAAAGAAAUUUAGGAAUUUAGCUACAAGCAUUAGGGGUUGAAUGUUUUUAAUAGAAAAGUAUUACAGAAUUCCAAAAAUUUCAUUUGGAUUAUUAGUUCUGCAGCUUAUAAAUACUUCAACAGCAUUUCAGAAAGAGCAGCUAAGAUAGUGUUGUGCAGGUGUUUCAAGAGUGCUGUAAGGUGUUAAAUAUAACAGUUAAUACAAUUUGUGUUUCUUCUAAUAGGCUUUGUCUAUGAUGGAAAAAAGCAGCGGAGGUUAAAAUCAGCCUCAGCACCACAACUGGGGACACAUUUGUGCUUAAUCGGAGUACAUUGGAGGACUGGGGCUGUGGUCAGCAUUGUGGAGAUGGGGUUUAUAUGAAUUAGGUGACCCUGGGCAACACUUUUUGUCAAUUACAGUUCUUUGUAGUACACUUUCUGUUGCCUUAGCCAAUCUCAGUUUAAAUGCCUUGAGCAAUAAAAUCUACAUUUCUAUUGUAAUACAAAUGUGCAGGCUAAGUCCCAUCUUCAAGAAGAUUUUUAGUAACUGAUACCCUAUCUAAAUUACUAGUCUCAUCCCACCGAUAAUACUUCUGCCAUACCAAGUGCAUCAUUUGCUGUUACCAGAACUCUCUCUAGUUGCUGAGGUGUCUAGAAUGGAAUGGACAACAAUUGAUGAAGCUUGUACUGGUAUGUAUAUUAAAGCUGCCCCCUAUAUCCUUUUGCUUCUCCAACUUCCUUGCAAAUUCCUUUCCUCCCUUCCAUCUGUUCAAUCCAUAUGCAACUCCAGGUCCUUCAAGGUGGUUUAUCUCUUGUGAUCAGGAAAUGAUGAUGAUUAUUAUGAAUAUCCAAGCACAGAAGCUGUCAAGCUUGUGUCAUCUUUUUAGAAACAAGGCUUCAUAUCUUUUGUGAUUUUUGUACAAUAUGUAAUUUUGUAGGCGCACAGUAAUAUCAGUAAACUCAUGUUUUUAGGCAUCAUGGAAAUGUUGGGAAAGAGAGGGAAACCUUAACAGAAUGCUCCUAGGUCACCAGUCCUUAUGAUUUUUUUAAAGGUGAAUUUCCUUUUCAAAUGAUGUUUCUGGAUAUUUCAGGUCUUACCCAUACUAUAGUCUCUCAAUUUUGUAGCUGUCUGCUUUGGCUUCUGGGUCUACCAUAUUGUAAGAAUUGGGCCAUCACUAGUGUAAAACCAACCCCCCCCCCUUUUUUUUUUUGCAUCCUUUCUAUGUAGUUAAUCGAUCUCCCUGAAAUAUAUAUGCCAUUAACCUAAGAGGGAGCUAUUCUGUUCUUAAUUACACCAUAAAGUAAACUACUUUGGCUGUUGUGCAAUUACUCUGUAAUUAUAUCAGUGUAACAGGACAAUUCUCCUUUCAAUUAUUUUUUGGGUGUGGUUAAGUAACUUCCCUGUCUUGUCUUCUACUGCUUAUUUAUUUCAAAUUGGUGUAAUCUGAUUAACAAUUUGCACAUGAUUUUACAUGCUAAUUUUUACGUGCCUCUGUGCAUGUGUUGUGUUAUAUAUGGGCUUCCGAAAGUGGUUGUAAGGAAGCUUGGUUUUGUAGAGCAACUGUCUCUGGUCUGUGAGGUGUAAAUGACUUGAGCUAUUAUGCUAAAAUGCUUAAGAGGUAAACCUUCAUAAUUCUCAGCAGCAAAGAACUGUGCAUCGGAGUCAGUAAGCACAUGUGGUAACUUUGUAACCUCAGACCAGCAGCUUUCCAAUUAGGAGCUAAUGUUAAGUGCAGUGACCUGGCACAUGGCCUUAAUAUUUAUUUAUUCAAACUUGUAAACCUAUAUCAAGAAACUUGCCUUUCUCUGAUAGUAUGGGGAAAAGAGGGAGAAAAAGAUGCAGCCAACACUACAACAGUCAGCUGAAUUGGAGGUGGAAGGGCAAAUGGAAACAAAACUUUCUCUUGAAUCUGACUUUGUAACAGGAACUUCGCUACUGAAAAUUAAAGUUCAGAGAGCAGUGAGAAAUAGCAAGGUUUGACUAAAGGGAGUGAUCAAGUUCUGGGGAAAGAUGAACCGAGUUGCACCACACCUGGGUGCUGCUGAUUUAUUCUUGGAAGAGGUCAGAGGCAGGAGCAGGAUUGUAGGAAGAGAUGAGGGAGUCUGGUUAAGUACCUAACCUUCUAAUCACAGAGCAUUUCCCUUCGGUAGAGACUCAUGUAUUAUGUGAGUUAAUACAGAACCAGGGUUUUAAAGUCAGUCUAAAAGUAUGAAAAGUGAUCUAAACUUGGCAGGUGUUGUUGUCUUAAACUUUCCCAUGUUUAAGAAAACGUGGAGGUGGUGUUGCUGCUGUUUUCCAUUGCUGUCAUGGGUGCAGAAACCCCAGCCCUUAGUAACAAACGUGGGGUGAACUGUGCGCUAUAAAGAACCCAUCCGGGUUUUCUGAGCUAGCAAGUUGAAGGCGAGAUGACUGUCAGGCUGAGGGCUUUGAAUGCAAAGCAUGGGGCGGUGGGCUGCAUCCACUUCUAGAGGUGCUUUUCUAGAUGGGACUCGAGGUGUCGGCCUACCUAGAAGGCCCUUCAUGAAGAACAGGUGGGGCCUUGAUUCUCUACACCUAGGUCGCUAUCCUUCCUUCUACAGGAACCUCUGCUGGCCCAUCUUCAAGCCUUACCUGUGAGGCUGACUUUGGCGUAACCACUGUUCUUUAUCCCUGCUUUUUAUAGAGCCCUUUCUUCUUUUGGAGGGAGUUGUUUUGGUUCUUUGGUUGCCUGUUUUCAAUGAAGUCAGUUCUCCCGAGUUGCCCCCUCAGUCUUCACCUGUCUUGAAAAGGAGGUGGCUGGGGUAAUGCUGGCAGGGGGCUGAUCUUCCCAGCCCUUGUGAAAGGACUCCUGAAGCGCUACGCGUAUCAUGGGUCCCGUGCCGGCAUGGGGCUGGACCAGGUGCCCGCGGGUGGGUCCCUUCCAGCCCGGCUUCCCCCAACACGGGAUAAAGAGCCGGCGCCCCUUCGCAUUUGGGAAACCAGUUGCGCCCGAGCCCUGGCAGCGCUCGUCCACCGGCCCCCAGCCUCCUUCCCUCACGCGUGGGGGGACGCUGCGGUCAACUCUCCCUCCCCGCAUCACUUUGUCCCCCGGGUGGAGGGGAAAGGCCGGGUGGGGGGAGGAGCGCGAGCCCCGGAGCCGGAGCGCGGUGCUCUGCUCCCCGCCCGGGGGGUCGACGGAGGCGGGCAGGCAGAGGUGAAGCGGGCGGCUGGAGCUCGGUCGCCCCCGGGCUGGCAGCGCGCGCGUGGCUCGGAUCGCGGCGGCCGGCGGCUUCCCGCGCUCUCCCGGCACGGAGCGGGCUGCGCAGCGGCGUCUGGACAGUCGGCCCAAUAUGUCAAGGCCCCUGAUCACUAGAUCGCCUGCAUCUCCAUUGAACAAUCAAGGCAUCCCCACUCCAGCACAACUCACAAAAUCCAAUGCACCAGUUCAUAUUGACGUGGGUGGGCACAUGUAUACCAGCAGCUUGGCCACACUUACUAAAUAUCCUGACUCAAGAAUUGGAAGGCUUUUUGAUGGCACGGAGCCUAUUGUUUUGGACAGUCUCAAGCAGCAUUAUUUCAUCGAUAGAGAUGGGCAAAUGUUCAGAUAUAUUUUGAAUUUCCUACGAACAUCAAAACUCCUCAUCCCUGAUGAUUUCAAGGACUACAGUUUGUUAUACGAAGAGGCAAAGUAUUUUCAGCUUCAGCCCAUGCUGGGUGAAAUGGAAAGGUGGAAACAGGAUCGGGAGACUGGCCGUUUUUCAAGGUCUUGCGAGUGCUUGGUGGUACGUGUAGCUCCGGAUCUUGGAGAGAGGAUUACACUGAGUGGGGAUAAAUCCUUGAUAGAAGAAGUUUUUCCAGAAAUUGGUGAUGUGAUGUGUAAUUCUGUCAAUGCUGGCUGGAAUCACGACUCCACACAUGUCAUCAGAUUUCCACUAAAUGGAUACUGUCACCUCAACUCUGUUCAGGUACUUGAGAGGUUGCAGCAAAGAGGAUUCGAGAUUAUUGGCUCGUGCGGAGGAGGUGUGGACUCUUCCCAAUUCAGUGAAUACGUACUGAGGCGAGAACUUAGAAGGACGUCUCGUGCACCCUCUGUCAUUCGAAUAAAGCAAGAGCCUCUGGACUAAAUGGACAUGUUUCUUUAUGCAAAAAAAUAUAAAAAAGGGGACAUUUCAUGUGCAGUUUGGACACCAAACGAGUCCUGGAACUAAAAUUGAAUAAAGACACAUUUAUAUCAACUAUAGAGACCACACCUGAAUUCAUAUGGGAACAUUUCGAAUAGUAAUAAUAACCUGAAGGCAUAAUAUGUAUCUAUCUCUAUCUGUAUAUAGAUAUCUAUAGCUAUAUCUACAUAGCUAUAGAUAGAUAUCUAUAUAUAGAUCUAUAUAUAGAUAUAGAGAUAUACAUACACACAUACACACACAUAUGUAAGUAUGUGUGUCUGUGUGUGUGUGUGUGUCUCAAGAGGUAGGAAAUGCAAAAAAAAUAAAGUGGUAGGUGAGGUUGGUGCUGUGAUGGCCAGUAAGUGUCCUAGGCCUUCUUGAGGCCCACUUAAUGGUAAACAAGCCAUUACCACUGGGGCAUACACAGAUUACUCCUGUACAUUUUCCAUUGCCAGACAGUCAUCCACUUUUCAAUGUAUACACCUUGAUUCAAGUUUAUUUGCAUAUGGAGAUUUAUGUCUGUCUUUUUAGAGGUGAAUGGGCAGGACUUCAGAAAGCAUCCAUCCACUGCAUUGGAAAACUAGUCAGCUGAUAUGUUACACAUAGUUUGUACAGAAGCCACACAUUUUUGUCUGCCCUCACUGAUGUGAAAGGUUACUUUUUGUUUUUAAAUGUUUUUCAUUUUUGUUUUUUUGUUUUCAAAGGGGGCCAGAAUUAAUCCUUGGUAGAGUUGCUCUGGUUUGAAUCUGCUGCUUUCCUACAAUUUUUCAAAUUUUAUAAUGUAUUAAAUACAAUAAACGCUGUUUAAAAUAACAAGGGUCUGAUUUAAAGCAACAAAAGCAAAAAUGGAGUUGGUAUCAUGAGGCUUUAGCUCAUUCUGUUAUGUGACUAGCUACUAACAGGUCUGGAGGUGAACAGUAAAUGAUCAUGCAUAAGAGUGAGAAAGCUGCAAUAUCAAGGCAUGAUGGAGUGAGUGAAAGAAAACAGAUACUCUUAUUGGUGCACCUUAUAUUGCUUGCUUACCUUCAGUAGUAGGUUGUUUUUAAGAUCAGCCCAAGUUUGAAGGGAGAUUGUUGUUCAGACUUGAAGGAUAACAAAAUUCAGGGCAAGGAAACCAGUCAUGAAACUAAUGCCAGGUCAGUGUUCUGGAAACUGUAAUGCAACAAUUCAUAGUCACAUCACUCCUUCUGAAACGUGAAGUUGGUAUCUCUGACUGAAUUUCUUGCUUUGCUCAUUGUGUUAGGCUGUUUGGGGUUUUUUUUUAAUAUCCUUAAAUACUCGUUUAUGGCUUAUGUAGUUCUGCAAGUUAUUCUUAUUUCGUGAAGUCUCACUGAAACCAAUUGUGAGCAUGCCCAAUUCAUCUCAAUUAGAUUUUGCCAAGUAAUCAUACUGUAUAAUGACACUACUGAACAAACUGUUCACAGGUUGAUGCUUUUAUCUCAUAAAAUGCACCAGCAAACACAUUAUCUUUCCUCCAAAGUACCUCUUGAUGCAAUACUACACAAUAUGUCUGUACAUUCAUCUUUCUAUGAAAACAUCUAUCGACACGGUGAUGCAAGAAUUCCAUUCAUUUCAGUGCUAUUUAUUUAAGAAGUGUUAACAGUAAAUAUUCCAUGUAACAACAUUUUUAAUACAGCUCUGAUAACUCAAAAUAGUUAAUCGAUUUUUUUAAAAAUUUUUUAUACAAAAAAUGGGGAAGAAGUUAAAUAUCUCCAUGGCAGUGUAUGUUGUUGUGGUCCAAUAUGAUCCAGAUAUGAAACCAGUGGGGAAAAGUUCCAGAAAUCAGAGUUGAAUAGACUGUUAUAAAGUGUACUGAUGCUGAUCUGGAGGUAUACAUUUAUGAAAAACUGAAAUAGCUAUACAAUUUAAAGUGCUUGGUUUUGAGUGACAGCUAAUGCUCCUCUUUACAAAAUAAAUGCUUGUAUUUUUUCUUUUCAAACUGUAGUUGAUAAUUUGCAAAGAGGUAGGAAAGGAAAAAGCUGAACCCAUGGGAAAUAAAUGUUUAAUAACUCCUGAAAAUAAUUGCCACCUGUUAAAAUAUUCCCAUGGGUUGAAAAUGGAUUGGUAUUGGUAGUUUGAAACAAUUGUGAGACUGAAUCUGAAAACCUGCCUAUAUAUUAUGGAAACUUUGCCCAUUUCUUUGGGCCAGUGUAACUUCUUAUCAUGCACCUGAAUUCCUUCUACUCUGUAUGGACCCAGAAACUAGAAAGGUGAGCAAAGGGACGGGAUGGGAGAAAUAAGGGUCAUCAAAAAAAUAAUUUUAUCGUAUCCUGUAAAUUCUGUUACUAAGCAUUUCUGCUGCUGUUUUUCAAGCUUCCACAUGUUGUUUAGAUGGUAGUUUUGUGGCUCUUUGUACAGUGUACCUGUUCAGCUCAGUGAAGCAGAAGAUAACUUCCUGCUCUUUUCAAACCCUUGACUAGCCAGAUACACUUUUAUUGAAUGCUCAUUCAUUAUGAAUUGAGACGUAAAUCAUUUUAAGACCCUGAAUGUAAAUGUCACUGCAAUUAUGUUGUAGUUAUGGAGCAAGAGGUCAUGAAUAAACAAAGCAAUGAUUGAUGAAAAAUGAUACGCAGGAAUAAACUAAAUGGAGAUUUCAUAGAGGAAACUGAUGAUUAGUCCUCUGCAUGGGUCAAUGUGUUUUAAAAAUCUUUAGAAAAUAGGAUCAACAGAUACAAUAGCAAACAUGCUCAGGAAAAGAAACAAAAAAAGGACUAAAGUAAGAACAGCUCUGUUCUGGAGGAAGAGAAUUUUUACAUAUACAAUAGUUUUAAUAUUUUUAGAAGUAUAACUACAUUUUAUGCCAUGAGUGGUUGCUUUAUUUCACCCUAACAAAUGGAAAAAUUGCAAUGAAUGCCAGCUGCCAACUCUGCAUUUCUAGCAGCUUGAUAAAGUGACUAUCAAAGGGUCUGCUAUGGACAUAGACUGAACUGCCACAUGACAAAUGUCCUUAAAAUAAAACUGAGGGGGAGCAAGGCUCCGGUUUUCAGAGAACUGUGACUUUAUUGUUGCUUUUCAAAAAAUUCACCCUGGAUUUUACACGUAGUCUUAAGAACUUUCAUGGGUGGAUCUUACUUUCUAACUUUCCCAACUUCUACCUGUCUAUACUGUACAAUGACAGUAUGUUUAAAAGACAGACACACUCUUGAAACUUCCAAAGUGGUGAGUUCCUGAAAUUGAGUUGGUAGUCUAUAUGGUCAAGUAGGAGAAGAUUAAGUCCAGUAAGCUCCUCCUUUAGUCCCAGAUUCUAGUUUAUAGUUCACUGUACCAUUUCUCCCCUGUUCAUUGUGAAUCUAGGGAAAGAUGAACCGUGUCUUUCAAGCUGCACUGGUCAAUAGACUCAUGUUUUCAAUUGCUGGCUAGCAGGGGUUCAAAUUGUGUUUGCCUUACUCCAUGUGAAAGCUAUAUGACUGAAGACCUAGCAAAAACCUAGGUCUGACAUCGCUGGCAACAGAGGAUCCUCUGAAAGUAUGAAAGUUGAGCAAUCUACGCUGUAAUUCUUGCUCCCAUUGUUAUACUGAAAAGGAAAUGAAUUCAGUUUACAAAGAAACACCUUGUUCAUGGACACACUUUUUUUUCAAUAGACCUUUUGAAAUUGGUUCCUGUUUUAAUGAUGAUUAAUUUUAUAUUUCUGUGAAUGAUUUAACAAAUACACUGUCUCUUUAAAGUACAGAUUAGGAGGGAUUUGUAUUUUUAUUUUUAAGAAAACUUGGGAGUUCUACAGGCCAUUGGCCAGUUUUUAGAGAAAAAAAUCUUUUACUUUAAUCUGUCAAGUCUUUACAGAAGAAUUCUAUAUUAUGAAUUAUUUCAAGUGGACAACUAGUAUUUGUAUGCAGGCAUUCUUGCUGCCUGAGGUUUAUUUACAGUGGAAAUGAAACCAAGAAACCCUUAGGGUUCUUAGACCAGUUGAUUUUUCUCAGAUUUCAGUUUGAGUGGUUUAUUAUUUCUUGAGGGACUGGAGGGAUCACCAGCACCAAAAUCAAUACUUUACAGCAAGCCUUUGUGUUGUCUUUGGCUAUUACCUCUCUGAUCUGGUUACUCAGUUCUCAGAAAGCAAAACUGGGUGAGCUGGCUGUAUUCGAGGCUGGAGUACUUGAUUUCAAAUUGCCACCCCUCUUCUAACGUAAAUGUUAGAUACAUAGAAGGAUUGAGUCUCCAUAGUAUAAGGGUCUCCUUGUGACAUUUUUAUAACCAUAACUUGCUAAAGCUUUGUUUUCAGAGAAGCCAACAACUGACUUCCAUGUUAUAUGGCAUGUUGAUACCAGCCCUUGAAAAUGUCCUGCUUUUGAACAUAACAUUUGGUUUCAAAAGUAGAAAUACAGAUGCUGUAUAUUUUGGGGGUUUUUUAAUCUAUGUUCUUACAAAUUUCUUGGCAGUUUAACACGACUAAUAUCUCUGCUGUCUGGCCAGGAAAUAACUAUAAAAUGUUAUCAAAAGGCCCAAAAUUUAAACCCAACACAGUGAAAGUGAUUUAUUAGGGACCAACUUCUGUUUUCUGCCCCAUCACUCACACUGGCCGUGUCUACACGAGCGGUGGACUGUGAAGUUGUUACUGCAUAGGUGUUUAGUACUUGCUUAUGCAUAAGCAAGCACUAAAUGUCUGAGCAGUAACCAGCGUUACUGCACAGUACCAUUGCCACACGGGUUUUUUCAGAUGCAGUUAGGGCCUGCCAACGCUACUGCGCAGUGUAGAUGCGCCCACUGAAUAAUAAUUUGCUGCUUCACUUAAUCCCAUGUGGAUUUAAUUCCAAGAAUAAGGAACUACAUAAUAGGUUGAUAGAAUUGGGCCCAAAUUAAUAAACUGUUCAAAAUUGUAUAUAUUUUAAAAAGAAAACCAAUGAAGAUCAAAUAAAGUGCGUUUCACUCAGACUCUUCUUUCACAGCACAAUUGAAACACAACAUUCCAGGGAAUGCUGGCAUUUUCAACCAACUUGAAAAACGCGUAGUAGUUUCAUCUGUCUAUACAUACAAACCCCUGUUGGGUUCCUCCGGUCACUUAUAUUGCACUUAUGACUAGAUUUUGGUUUGCCUUCUUGGAUGGAUGGUGAAGGGGGUGCAACAGAUCCAUGUGAUUUGUCUCUGUACUCUGAGUUGGGACUGAAAAAUGAGCUAAUCUAUAAUACAAAAUGGUCUUUAUGUUUCUGCUCUAUUAUGUAGCUUGUCAGAAUUAUUUUUUUCCUGAGGAAAACAUGUAAUAUGGGAUGCCUGACCUUGCCUAGUCACCAUUAUUAAGCAGCCUGUAAUUUAUAGGAAUGCAACAUAUUAAGUACACACCUGGACAUGGGUGUUUGACUUAAAAAAGAAAGGUCUUUACAUAAGGUCUCCAUUAACACUCUAGCUUAAUGUACUGUUACUUGUACUCAUUCUGACUUUCCAUUGAGACAUAUGGAUUAGUGAGGACCAUAAAUGGAUGUGUGAUGCUUUGAUUGAUUCAUCCAAAAGAAAUUUCACUUGAUUUCAAAAUGAGCACAUGAGACACUAGUUCUAAAGAUCUGUAGCAGCUAUUUCACUAAUCCUUAUGAUUUCCUAAUAAAUUGCAUACUUCACAUUUGUA
This is a messenger RNA of Alligator mississippiensis (American alligator), 10537 nucleotides long. It is a transcript of the gene KCTD1, whose product is annotated as potassium channel tetramerization domain containing 1. Gene Ontology annotation, molecular function: transcription factor binding; transcription corepressor activity. The record is from RefSeq and is a predicted model, not a curated record. Gene Ontology annotation, cellular component: nucleus. The transcript has 5 exons. The coding region runs from base 4177 to 4950 and encodes 257 amino acids. Gene Ontology annotation, biological process: protein homooligomerization; negative regulation of DNA-templated transcription. NCBI's taxonomy places the organism in Eukaryota, Metazoa, Chordata, Crocodylia, Alligatoridae.